This is a messenger RNA of Marmota flaviventris (yellow-bellied marmot), 1167 nucleotides long. RefSeq names its product testis expressed 13A (gene Tex13a). The record is from RefSeq and is a predicted model, not a curated record. Gene Ontology annotation, molecular function: mRNA binding. Lineage: Eukaryota; Metazoa; Chordata; Mammalia; Rodentia; Sciuridae.
AUGGCCUUGAAACCUGAGGACCCCUGUAGUGGAUUUCGGCAUAGCAAGGUGGUGGCCUUCAUCAACGAGAAGAUGGCCAGGCACGUGAAAGGCCCUGAGUUCUACCUUGAGAAUCUAACCUUGUCCUGGGAGGAAGUGGAAGAUAAGAUCAGAACCAUCCUGGAGGACAGUGAGAUGUCCAGCGAGGCCCAGGAAGCCUGCGCCUGGGGCAGCCUGGCUCUGGGCUUGCGCUUUGCUUGCAGACAGGAGCACUUACAGGGGCACAGGGUGCAGUGGCUGCAGGACUUCUCCAAAUUGCACAAGUCAGCCGCCCAAGCCUUGGCCUCAGAACUGAAGCAGCUCACGAUGCAACAAGAGAUGGAGCGCAAGGAAGCUGCUUUCCAACUAUGGCUGACCCAGGCCAAACUGGUGGAAGUGCAGAAAGAGUGUGACCUACUAAAGUGGAAGCUGCUCCAGGUGGAACUCAGGGCUCCCCCAGAGCAGGUUGCAGAGGGGCCAAGCCUGGCUGCUGCUAGAGGGGCAGGGACUGAAGGAACAGGAGAGAUGGAAGAGACAACAGCAGCUACAGAUGAUGCCACAGGAGGAGGAAGAGGAGGAAGAAGAAGAGAGGAGAGUAAUGCAGUGGGAGCUGCCCCCAUGGAGGCUGAACAGGAGCUGGGUGGGAACUUCCUGCAGCUUCUUGGAACUACUGAGCCAAAAAAUUACACCUCUGGUGGGCAGAGGGAGGGAGAUCCUGGAUCCAUGGAAAAUUCCAUGUUUUCUCUCUCUGGGACCCUGAAUCCCCUGUUCAUAGCCUCAUCAGAACCCCUCCCUGUUCAGCUCCCUGCCUCAUUCUCUUACUCAUAUUCAUCCCCUUUGUCCCCAUUCCCAGCCUCACCCUCACCCUCACCAUCUCCACCAACAGCCAUGGUCACAGCAUCUGCUCCACCUCAGAUGCUUCCCUACAGCUCAGCCUUUGAUGUUAGCCUGUGGUCUGAUAUGGGGGCCCAGGGAUUAGACCCUCCAGAAACCCUUAAUAGGAAAGACUUUGAACUCCACCAGCCAAGAAAACCUCGGGUUUUUCGCAGGCCUGGGGAUUGGGACUGCCCUUGGUGUAAAGCUGUGAAUUUUUCACGAAGGGAAAGUUGCUUCCGCUGUGGGAGGGGAAUCUGGCUGCAAAGCCCUUAG